Molecule: messenger RNA, 5587 nt
Organism: Labrus bergylta (ballan wrasse)
Lineage: Eukaryota; Metazoa; Chordata; Actinopteri; Labriformes; Labridae
Gene: kiss1ra
Product: KISS1 receptor a
Biological process (GO): neuropeptide signaling pathway
Cellular component (GO): plasma membrane
Molecular function (GO): G protein-coupled peptide receptor activity
Source: RefSeq, a predicted model, not a curated record
UACAAGCCGGGAGCAUCUCCCUCGCUCUCUGCUCGAGUUAAGUCAAGGCUGUUUUUUGCUCAAGUAUAAUUUGCAGUCAGCUCAGGGCUGCUUGCAGAAUGAACAACGGAUGAUGCUUGAGGUUUAUUCUUUAUUUUUAAUACAAAGCUUUUUGUCAGGCGCAAUAUUGUCGAGGUUGAAGGACAAAUUCAGCUCCCUCACAAGCCUGUCUUCUUUGGAAUCAAGUGACUUGAUGGAGCGUUAAAAGCAGAAAGGGAAAGAAACACUUCAACCUCAGCAACAGAGGAACAAAGAAAGCUGGAAAUAAACUCAAGAAAAAGGAGCUGCGAGUCAGUGGACUAUUUACUCUCUGUAUUUGAUGAUGAGGCUCGCAGAGGACGUUUGUCUGCUCUCAGAAUACACUUUUCUUCUUAUGGACUAAUCCCGCCAGACUGCCUACAGGCAGAAACAAAGCAUGCUGUAAAGCUCUCAAAGGUGAUGUGGUGGCAGAAGAGCAGCGAUUUUCAUCCAUCUUCCUAUCUGAAGAAAAGAAGCAGUUUUUCUCUUCUUUCGUCUUUGCAGUCCUCUUCACAUGAAGAAAUCCAAUUCCUCUGUUAUGAUGUUCCUGCUUUGGGCUGCAAUGAAAGGAACAUCCCCGCAACUUGAGGCAUCUCUUCGUCAAAUUGUCCGUCCCCUUUGUUACUUUGUAUCUUCCAUGUCUAUGCCGCUGCAUUUACCUUGAAUACUUUUCUCUGCUUUCAUUUUUCUUUUUUUGUUCCUGCCUGAAAUAGCUGUUACUCAGACACACUUGCUCCUCCACCGAUUAUCCUUGUUGAGCUGUUCCUCCCCUGCACCUCUGUACACUCGUUACUACACUCUCCUAAACUUUUUCUCUCAUAAUUUAGUUUUCUUUUAAAUUUCUUUCCCCCCACUCUCUCCUGAAUUUCAGCUAUCUGCAUUUGGGUCCUUUCUUAACCUGAGGGCACCGGACCACUGACCAUUUCUUUAAAUUCCUUGUACUUACUUGAUAUAAUUUACCUCCAAAAAUCUUCUUUGGUACCUUUUCCCCUUUUUUGCCCUCAAAAUUAACCGUCCCGUACAUUCACCAUGCACACCUCUGAGGAGCUCUGGAACUCCACCGAUCAAGUUUGGAUAAACGGCUCGGAAGGAAACUUCUCUCUGGUAAGACGUGGGGAUGAUGAGGAAGAGGAAGGAGACCAACAUCCCUUCCUCACGGACGCCUGGCUGGUCCCUCUUUUCUUCGCCCUCAUCAUGCUGGUCGGUCUGGUUGGAAACUCUCUGGUUAUUUAUGUCAUCACUAAACACAGGCAAAUGAGAACAGCAACCAACUUUUACAUAGCAAACCUUGCUGCCACUGACAUCAUCUUCUUGGUGUGCUGUGUGCCCUUCACCGCCACCCUCUAUCCUCUCCCUGGAUGGAUCUUUGGCAACUUCAUGUGCAAAUUUGUCGCCUUUCUUCAGCAGGUGACAGUCCAAGCCACUUGUAUCACCCUGACAGCUAUGAGCGGAGAUCGCUGUUACGUCACAGUCUACCCUCUGAAAUCUCUCCGACACCGAACUCCAAGAGUAGCCAUGAUCGUCAGUGUCUGCAUUUGGAUUGGGUCCUUCAUCCUGUCCACACCUAUUCUAAUGUACCAGCGUAUAGAGGAGGGUUACUGGUAUGGCCCCAGGCAGUACUGCAUGGAGAGAUUUCCUUCUAAAACACAUGAGAGGGCUUUCAUCCUCUACCAGUUUAUUGCUGCCUACCUGCUUCCUGUCCUCACAAUCUCCUUCUGUUACACCCUGAUGGUGAAGCGGGUUGGCCAGCCGACAGUUGAACCUGUAGACAACAACUAUCAGGUCAACCUCUUGUCUGAGAGAACCAUCAGUAUCAGGAGCAAAGUGUCCAAAAUGGUGGUUGUAAUUGUCCUCCUCUUCACCAUCUGCUGGGGUCCAAUACAGAUCUUUGUCCUCUUCCAGUCGUUUUAUCCAAACUACCGGCCAAACUACGCCACAUACAAGAUCAAGACGUGGGCCAAUUGCAUGUCCUACGCCAACUCUUCAGUCAACCCCAUAGUGUACGGUUUCAUGGGGGCCACCUUCCAAAAGUCCUUCAGGAAAACGUUUCCUUUUCUGUUCAAGCACAAAGUGAGAGACAGCAGCAUGGCUUCAAGGACUGCCAACGCUGAGAUCAAGUUUGUUGCUGCAGAGGAAGGCAACAACAAUGCACUGAACUGAAUCUGACAAUUCAAAAUGAGAAGAAUGAGAUUCUUGUUUGUACCAAGGGAAAUCGCUCCAAGAAGAAAUAUAAAUACUGAAGGUUUUUUUUUUUUAAACCAAUGAGCUUACUUUGUCGAAGUCUUAAUAUAUCCGGCUGAUCUCUAACAGAAUGAAAGACUGUGUGUUGGGCAGACGUAUUUGAGUUGUGUUAAUAAAUACAACUAAUUCAAGUAUUGAUGUGGAGAAACACAGAGUCAUAACAUGGAAGGACACUAACAGUGCUUGGCACAGUCUGUUUCGAUCUGUUUCAAUGCCAAAGACUUGGCACAUAACAUCAUUUGUUGAGCUGCCAAACGCCAAUGCCAAAUAACAUAGGACAGUUGUUCACAUCUGAUGACAAAAAUGGAAAUUUAACCUGAAAACUGCUGGCGAGAAUCCUCACCCCUGUGAGAUCAUGGUUGACAAGGUCUGAUUUGAUGUAAGCGAUUCAUCAUUUGUAUACAAAGACACACAAGAAUGUAAAACUGAAUGUUACAUUUUUAAUGGACUAUUGAUACCUCUGAAAAGAUGCCCUUGACAUGUUAAUUUAUGUGGUACACAUUAUUGUCGUCCAAUCACAAGAGAAAGAGAACUAAAAUGUUUCAUUUCUCAACUACAGUAGAGACACAUUCUGUAUCUGAAACAGCAAGCUCUGUUCAGUUUUUAAAGAGGGAGUGUGACAUUUCAGAAAGUAUGUUUUUUUUCUCUCUCCUGCAGUCUCAUGUUUGAGUGCUCAAUGUAAAACUAAAACAGGUAAUUGUUAUCUUAACUUAGCAAAAAGACUAGAAGCAGUAGGACCAGCAACUCUAAAACACAUAAAGGUGGCUAACGCAUAAAAACACAGAAACUUGUAUUUAAGGGUUUUGUUUUGACUUUUCACAGAGCUCCACUUGAUCAUUUCUAAUCUAAGACCUGUUGUAGAAUAAAGCUGAGGUAAGCCAAUCAACCCAUGGUUGCAGUUUUGUUGUGCUAAUUUAAUAAAUAGACUUGAUUUAUUUAAAUUAUGAGAUCUCAAUUUGUAAAUAGUGUUCAUACAUAAUGUGGAUGUCUCAUAUUAGCCAAAGUACAUAGCUGUAUAUAAUUUAAGUGGGAUUUAACUAAUGUGACGUUACAGUGUCCGUUUACUGUUCUCUUUUAAUCUUUAAUGUUUCCAUUCCUGACAAUUGGGAGAAUUUGUUCAUUCAUCUCUGGUGCCCUAGUUUUACAUUGGAGGCUUGUUAAAAACAUCCACCUGAAUAAAGAACAGGAUGUUAUUUGUUGAUUUUUGUUUCCACACAUUUAACCAGCUGUGAAAAAAAGAGUGAGUUUAGGAUACCACAGAGUUGUGAUUAUCCCAGGUGUGACGAGAGGAGCUGGCUGUAAGAGGGUUCACCUCUGGUGAAACAUGAACACUGUUUACCUUUCUUUUUUGUCAAAGCCAUAAACAUUCACACUUUCACAAUAACACCUUCCAUCAGUACAUUAGCACUCACAAAAGCUGUGGAAACAUGCAUACACGUGCACAUGAUUCGAUUCCACUGUAUGUCUGGCAUAUUUUGAAAUUGACAAUAAAGUUGACUAUGACUUUGACUUGACAUGGACUUUCAAAAGAUGCAACCAGGUGUUGUUUUCUAGAUCAGCUGCCACCUCUCUGAGAAACACCUUUCUGUGACCCUGUCAGGGGGAUAAGAUUGCAAAAAUGUGGAGAGAACCUGUGCGGCCUUUAAUGUUCCCUGUUUGAGCGAGCACUUUGAUGGAGAGCUUGUUCAUGGAGCAGCUUUCAGGCAAUGGACAUACAGCCUGCAUUGUUCGUAAAUGUAAAGAGCUGAAGCCAGCUCUCCACUUUGUAGUUGCAGUCAUUUUCUGUCCAUCCCACACAGUGGCAUUCAGAAUCAGAGCCACAAUUAUGGCCCAUAGAAAAUCUGCUAAUGCAAUGCUUAUUUGAAUUGUAAAUCCUGUGGGACUGGCCAUCAUCAGGGCUUCAUUCAGUUAAGACCAAAGUGUCUUGAAAGGAAAACCUGAGUGCUUUUGGUUGCCAUAGGUUGCCAUUAAUUGAAACAACCUUUAGGCACAUUUUGCUAACAGAAGUGGGAAAGAACUUCAGCAACGAUCAACUUGAUGUUGAUAAAUGUGAAAAAUGUUUAAGUAUAAACAUGAACAACUUAUAAGUAUACCUCAAUGCAAAAUAUAUAGUUAUUAGUUUACUGAAAAAUCAUUCUUGACUUUUAUUCAUCAAGUGCACCACAAAGCCAUUUAUUCUCAUCGGAGUGCCACAGCAAAACAUGUCUGAACAUGUUUUAUUUCAAUGCUAAUAUCUGCUUUUUUUUGCUUUUUAUUGUAUGUUCAAUGUGCUGCAACUUUUUCCACAGAGCAUAAUGUACAUCCGUUAAACCAAGGUCGUCAAUAACAUGUAUAGUUUGAGCUUUAAGUAUUCCCUGUAUUCUGAGUGUGACAAUGUUAGUUAGUCUUUUAAUUGUAUGUUCUGAUUGUUCAGCAAUUCAAUGCAGCUUCAAAGAAAAUAGUAACGGUGCAACAGAUCACUGUUGAUGCAUGAUCCGUUCAUGAAUCCAUCCCCCCCCCCCCAAACUGUUUUGUGGCCACAUGUGAUCUGGGAAUCAUAGAAAAUGUAUCAACAUGUUUUAACGUUACUGUUAAUGUACUGCUGCUAAAUCCCUGUGCAGAUUCUCAGUGAAGAAAAGGUAGUGUUCAAGUAGUUUAAUAACCCACGGUUAAAUUAGUUAUUUUAUAAGUACCUUUAUUUACUGGCCGAUCUUAAAAACAGAUUUUAUCAGAUAUAUUAUAAAAAAUCUAGAAUCCAAUCCGAACUGUGACAUUUGUGAUCCGUUGCACCGCUAGAAUAAAGCCAUUACAAUUCUAGCCGUUCAUUUGUCCGUCAUUGUGGGAAAUAUGAUGACUCACUUGACCAGCGGUGAUGAUUUGAACAAGUCUCAGGGUAUAUGGAAUCAUGUCUCCAGUAAGGUCUCUGAUAACUUUUGCACAUAGGUCAUAAUGUAAAUGUACAGUUUUAAACGGUAUCCCAUAUAGCUGUUGCCUGUCAUACAUAUUUCUGCUAAUAUGGCUAUUUUGUUUAACUUCAUUGUACAUUAACAGAUGCUCAACAUCUGCAUUAGAAUACACCUGGAAUUUUCUGUUUUCAUCUUGUUGACAGUAACGCAUAAGGAGGUCUUGUUUGCUAACGGCCUGUUUCAUCAUCUCACUUACAGAAAUUGGAUUUGGUUCUACUUUGUAAACAUAAUCAAACAUGAUUAAAAGUCUGUGAUAAUACACUUUCCUGAAAAUAUUUCUCAUAAUAUAUAUUUGUUUCAUGUAUUUUGGUUACAUUUGUAUGAAGACACACCAGCAACUUAAG